Messenger RNA from Thunnus maccoyii (southern bluefin tuna), 3431 nucleotides. It is a transcript of the gene acads, whose product is annotated as acyl-CoA dehydrogenase short chain. Gene Ontology annotation, biological process: butyrate catabolic process; fatty acid beta-oxidation using acyl-CoA dehydrogenase. Gene Ontology annotation, molecular function: flavin adenine dinucleotide binding. Bases 388 to 1605 code for a protein of 405 amino acids. The record is from RefSeq and is a predicted model, not a curated record. Lineage: Eukaryota; Metazoa; Chordata; Actinopteri; Scombriformes; Scombridae. The transcript has 10 exons. Gene Ontology annotation, cellular component: mitochondrion.
UUAUAACAGUGGAAAGGACGAUUAAAUACAUUUGGUGAGUUUACGUCACGUCAUGUUAAACUAGGCCACAUGCUGCCUUCACUGAUCCUUGAAAGUCUCUUUAUCCAUGCUCAGAAGUUGUAACAUCGUUUCGUUGCGAGUUUGUUCAUUUUGAUAUCACACGACAAAAUUGAAUCUGUAACAACAUAACAUGAGAAAAAGACACUUUUAACUCGUACCUGAUAUCUUAUCUCUAAAUGUUGAAUAUUUGAAGGUAAAAUGCCACACACACUGUGCUUCCAUCUCGCAAAGUAGUUAAUAAUUCCGACAGCACGUAAAGGCAGCAGUGUGCUUCAUAACACCUAGCUACCAGCAGACACUUGAACAUCAAGCACAGAAAAAAGAACCAUGGCUGCACUUUUCAAAGCAAGGAAAGCUCUGGGCUUGUGUCUGAGUGGUUGUCGGAGUCUGUCGCAGCUGGCAGAGUUACCAGAGACUCAUCAGAUCCUGAGACAGACCUGCAGAGACUUCGCUGACAGAGAACUGACCCCCAUCGCUGCCAAACUAGACAAAGAACAUACUUUCCCUGCCAAACAGAUCCAGGAGCUGGGUGCGAUGGGGGUGAUGGCCAUGGAGGUACCGGAGGAGCUGGGCGGAGCUGGGAUGGACUAUCUGGCGUACAGUCUGGCUAUAGAGGAGAUCAGCAGAGGCUGCGCCAGCACGGGAGUCGUGGUCUCUGUUAACAACUCUCUGUACAUCGGACCCAUACUGAAGUUUGGUUCAGAAGAGCAGAAGCAGCAGUGGAUCACGCCGUUCACCAGCGGAGACAAAGUGGGCUGCUUCUCCCUCAGUGAGCCUGGUAACGGCAGCGACGCGGGCGCAGCCUCUACGAUAGCGCGUCAGGAGGGAGACGAGUGGGUGCUGAACGGAACCAAAGCCUGGAUCACCAACAGCUGGGACGCCUCCGCCACCAUCGUGUUCGCCACCACGGACAAGAAGCUCAAACACAAGGGCAUCAGCGCGUUCCUCAUCCCCAUGCCGUACCCGGGGCUUUCUCUGGGGAAGAAGGAAGAUAAGUUGGGCAUCAGAGCUUCGUCCACCGCCAACAUCAUCCUGGAGGACUGCAGGAUACCGCUGGGCAACAUGCUGGGACCCCGCGGUGCCGGAUUCAAAAUCGCCAUGCAAACCCUGGACAGCGGACGGAUCGGUAUUGCGGCUCAGGCUCUCGGUAUCGCUCAGGCUGCUCUGGACUGUGCUGCAGACUACGCGCACAAACGCACCGCAUUCGGAGCCCCCAUCGGCAAACUGCAAGCCAUACAGUUCAAGCUGGCUGACAUGGCCGUGGCCCUCGAAAGCGCUCGUCUGCUCACCUGGAAGGCUGCUCUUCUUCGAGACGCUAAGAAACCUUUCUCUAAGGAAGCAGCCAUGGCCAAACUGUCAGCGUCUGAAGCCGCCACGUUCUGCUCACAUCAGGCGAUCCAGGUCCUGGGUGGGAUGGGUUACGUGGCGGACAUGCCCGCAGAGAGGCACUACCGUGACGCUCGCAUCACAGAGAUCUACGAGGGCACCAGUGAGAUCCAGAGACUGGUGAUCGCCGGCCAGUUACUGAAGGAAUACCAGCAGUAGAAACACCUCAGUACCUUCUGGUACAAUACGAACAUAAUCCCAGAUCCGCGUCACAUCAUCACCUCAUCCGUAACGAUAAAGAAGCAACGAGAUGUCAGCUGACGUGCAGCUUUUAUAUGGUUUUUUUUUUUUUUUUUUUUUUUUUUGGCAACAGGCGACAGAUCAGAGAUCACACUACAAGAUUGAUCUGAAUCUACUCGUCCAUUAUUACCUCCAACGUCUCCAGAAGGGCAUUCAGGAAUAACGUCACAGUUUCACACCCGCCUGUCUCCGCUGCCUUAAGACGACGUCCGUAUGUUGACAGUUUUAAAGGGUCAGAUCACCCAAAUAAAAUACAAAUAACUCUUACCUCUAGUAGUGUUUAGAAUAUAUUAGAAUUUAAAGAUAGUUGAAAGCAAAGAAACUAUAAACUCCAGUACUAACACUCUCCGUCUCAUUAAAACCAGUCCGCUCCAUUAAAACUCUGCUGAAUCAACUGUAUCAAAUCAAAACCUUUUUAUGGGUUUUAUGGUAUUCAAAUUGCCUCCAUAUUACUGCUGCUGAUGGUGGUGACGAGGUUGAAUUCACAGCAAAUCAGGCGUUGCGGUGAAAUACGCCAGUCUCUUCAUUUGAACGAGGGCGGCGUGUUGAGGCUGCAACGGCGGCGAGAAAGAGAGAGAGAGAGACACAGACGCUGGUCGAGCGAGCUAGAGAGUGCAUGGAGAGAGCGAGAAAGCUGUUAUUUUCUGAUAGUUUCACAGCGGUUACAAAUAAACGAGCCUGCAGAGCUGCACAGCAACGCCUUAUUAUAUCUUAAUAAAGCAUAAACGGCCAAAUCAUGCAGCCAAACCUCAAUAAGUAACUUCCUCUUGUUUUUUUUAGCACGUUUCUCUCUCGACUCUUCGCCUCCCAGUUUAAAACCUCUGCUCUAACUCUAACAGCGUCUCUCCAUGCAGGUAGUUUUGGUUUUUUGUGUCCGACAUUGUGAGAUUUAUUUCCUGCUGCUCAGAAGAUGAAGAAAAAAGAAGCAACUGUCCUUUCAGAAAUAUCCAAUUUUACUCUGAAUAGUCCAUAAAAUGUUUCUUUAGUUGCUACUUUCUACAAAAUGUUUGACAAAACAAUCCUGACUCAAGGUUUUCUUACUGUUUGUGUCCAUAUUGGACAUUUCUGCAGCUCAUCAUUUACGUCCAAAGCCAACGUUCAGCAUCAAAGCUCCAAAAAGAUUGUAAGUGGAUUAUUUUGUCAAACAGAUGAGCCGAAAGAAUCAAUUUCCAGAUUCCCAAAGUUGUUGUUUUUUUUGUGUGUGUGUGAUUUUGGGUGAACUGGCCCUUUAAGAAGAUGGGUUGUUGUCCUGUUUUUGUUUUUUUGUUUUUUUUAAAUCAGUUGUUUGCUUCCUGUAAAGAAAUAUUGAACACUUUGUGAGAAGAGUUUCACCAGCAGGGGGCGACGUGGUGCCUUCAUGUUUCUUGACCCAUUUCUGCUUCACACAGACUGAACAUCAUCAUCAUCAUCAUCAUCAUCAUCAUCAUUAUGAUCAGGAAACGCUGCAUUAAAAUCUCAUUUACACUCUUUUUUUUUCUUUCAGAAUGUACAGAGUUGCUGACCCCAGUUUGACUAACCCAGUCAGAGUUUAUACUUGAAUCAUUAACUGGUUUGUUAGAGAAGCUGAAAGCAGUUUGAGGUUAAAAUCUGUGAAUGAAUCAAAGACUGUAAAGAGGCUGUAAUGAAAUGAAAUGAAUCUGCUCUGUUGUUGAUGUUGUUCACAGACCUCUUGUGCCUCCAAUGUACAUAUUUUAUUGUAAUUUAUUGUGUGCAAAUGAUAAUAAAAACACUUCCUGUUGAUCAUA